Penicillium manginii is the source of this 819-nucleotide messenger RNA. Its product is annotated as alpha/beta hydrolase. Bases 1 to 819 code for a protein of 272 amino acids. The transcript has 2 exons. The record is from RefSeq and is a predicted model, not a curated record. Lineage: Eukaryota; Fungi; Ascomycota; Eurotiomycetes; Eurotiales; Aspergillaceae.
AUGACCAAACCAGCUAUCGUCAUUGUGCCUGGCUCGUGGCACAGGCCUCAACACUACCACUAUGUCAUCGACGGUCUCAAAAAACUGAGAUAUGAAGCAGAAGGUGUGGAUCUUCCCUCUAUCGACUCGAGUCCGCCCCAUUCGACCUGGGAGAAUGAUGCCGAAGAAGUCCGUCGUGUUAUCUCAAAGUAUCUAGACGCUGGUAAGGACGUCAUUACGCUCGCCCAUUCAUUUGGCGGAAUUGCCAUGUCUGAAGCCGUGAAAGGGCUUGGGAAGAAUGAUCGGGAAAAGAAAGGCCUGGUAUCUUCAGUUCGUCAACUGAUCUAUAUGUGUGCGAUGGCUUUGCCAAAAGGACAAAGCUACGCAACUCAGAUGGUACCAGCGACCCCCGAAGAAGAGGCGUUGGAAAAACAGCGGAAUGAGCUGCAGGAAAAACAUGGAGGGAUUCAAAUUCAACCGGAUGGAUCGAUGGUACUCGAUGGAGAUAUCUGCAGCCUUGCUCUGUACAACGACUGUGACCCUGAAGAUGUGAAAGAAGCAAUCUCUCUUUUAGGAUCUUUUCCGGCUGCUCCAUUGGCUGUUCCAGUCACUUAUACAGCUUAUCUUGAGAUUCCGAGCACAUACAUUGUGUGUCAGAAGGACCAGGCCUUACCGCCUUGUGUGCAAGAGAGAAUUGUAGAACAAGGAAACGGUGCAUUCCAUGUUGAGCGAUGCAAUGAAGGUCAUUCGCCAUUCUUGAGCAACCCAAGCUAUAUUGUGAAUUGUGUUCGAAGAGCAGCGGGGAGGAAGUUUAGCUACUACCUAGUUAUAUCAUUGUGA